UCUAUAUUGCCUUUUGCCACCACCACCCUUUGCCUUGAGACAAAGCUUUUUAAGCUUCUCAUUUUCCUAAGUCUCCUUCAUGUAAGAAAUCGCUCCUUUUAAUAUUCAUUCCAUUCAAAAAUCAAUCAAGGCCCUUUUAGGGUUUGGGUAUUUUAUUACAGCAACAAAGGAAAAGACAGAAAGUGCCAACGUCACACUUCAAAAAUGAAAACGAACACAAAAAAAAAAAAAUUGAUUUUUUUUUUUGAUAAAAAAAGAAAAAGAAAAAAAAAAGAAAAAGAAAUCUAGUGAUGAAUUGAGUGGAUAUUGGGCUUCUUCCUCGUCUUUGCUUUAGCUGACCUCCUUUGCAGAAUUUCUAGCUUUUUCUUGGGUUCCCUAGCUUGGCCUUUUUCCUCUACUUGUGUGUUAUUUCUUUUUUAUUUUCUUUUGUUUCAAGAAAUUUCCAAUUUGCCUCGCUUAGUCUGCCACCAUAAUCAUCACACUACCUGUACACUACAAGCCUACAAAAUAACACACCAGGCUGCUACUGAGUACUGAAAUAUCCUCUUCAUAAUUUACCCUGUCGCUCUCUAACUUCAAAUAGAGAGAGAGAGAGAGAGAGAGAGAGAGAGAGAGAGAGAGAGAGAGAGAAUCAUAUAGAAAGGAGAGACUUAUUGGAUAGUGAUGAGGUCCUGAGUCAAAAAAAAAAAAAAAACAUCUUAUUGUCUGUUCUUUCCAUGUUGGAUUUGCAUGGACAACAGCUCUUGAUAAUGGUCUGAGAGAGAGAGAGGGACAUCUGUAUUGUAUAGGUUUUGCAGAGUUGCUCAGACAAGCAAUCCAUGCCCCAUGGCCUAUCUAAGAUAGUGACAUGGAGAUCGAAUAACCCAUCAUCAUCAUCAUCAUCAUCAUCACUACUUCACGAGAUUGAAUAUAUAUUUUUUGCUUUUUAUUUUUUGCCACUCAAAAAUGAAUAUAUAUUUAUGUGUUUCUGUGCUUCUGCCACCUGUUGUUUCUGCUUAUUAGUUUGUGUCCAAAAGCAGCUAGCUGGGAUUCUCUCUAUUUUCUGCUUAGGUUUAAGUCUUUCUCAUUUCCCCUGCUAAUUUGUUCAAAGGUGCAAAAGUGAACAAGCAGGAAGGAGGGAGAGAAGAUCUCCCUAUUCUCAAAUAUCUAAAGAGAUCUCUCAUCAGCUUCCUUUCAAAUUUAAUUUGUUUUUCUCUGUUUUGGAGUUUUCCUCUCAGUCCAAGAAGCAACAAUGUUUCCUGCUAUGUCUAAUUCCACUUCUUUGUCUGAGGAAGCUAAUAGUCUUUCUUCUGACUUUGGCCCCUUAAACCCACUCCUUCUCUCCACCAAUAUUUCUCCUCAUCAAUCUGAUCACCAGCACCAGCAACCAACCAACAAAAUCAAAAAGAAAAGAAGUCUCCCUGGAAACCCAGACCCAGAUGCUGAAGUGAUUGCAUUAUCCCCAAAGACUCUACUGGCCACAAACAGAUUUGUGUGUGAGAUUUGCAACAAGGGGUUUCAAAGAGAUCAGAACCUUCAGCUUCACAGGAGAGGCCACAACCUUCCAUGGAAGCUGAAGCAAAGGAACAACAAGGAUCAGAUCAGAAAGAGAGCCUAUGUCUGCCCUGAGCCCUCAUGUGUUCAUCACCACCCUUCAAGAGCACUGGGUGACCUCACUGGGAUCAAGAAGCACUUUUGCAGGAAGCAUGGGGAGAAGAAGUGGAAGUGUGACAAGUGCUCCAAGAUCUAUGCUGUUCAAUCUGAUUGGAAGGCUCACUCCAAAACCUGUGGUACAAGAGAAUAUAGAUGCGACUGUGGAACCCUUUUCUCCAGGAAGGACAGCUUCAUAACUCACAGGGCAUUUUGUGAUGCUUUGGCUGAAGAAAGUGCAAAACUGUCAGCAAGCCAGUUAGCCGCCACCACCACCACAAACCCAAAUAUUAUGACACCUCAAAUAUCUCUCUUCCCUUUCCAAAACCCACCACCUCCCUUCACCACCAUCUCCCUCACUCCCUGGGACCCACCUCAUCAUCAAAACCCUAACCCUAACCUUAAUCACCACCUCAUCAAGACUGAAUCUCAUCACCACAACCAUUUCCCAACAACACAACCCCACAAGGGUUUGUUGACCUCACCCUUCCAAAACCUUCAUCUCAGCACACAUCACAGCUCAAAACCCUCCACGUCAUCCGCCCACCUGUCAGCCACUGCGCUCCUCCAAAAGGCUGCAACCGUUGGUUCUGCAUCAUCAGCAGCAGCCUCUGCUGGCCAACAGGCUCAGUCCGCUGGCUUGACCGUGGGCGAGUUUGGAACAGCGAGCCAUAUGAACAUGAUCUCGACCGACUAUCUAGGCGAGUUCACGUCCGGGGAUCUCACCACGUGGCAGAAGACUGACCGCCUGACAAGGGAUUUUCUUGGUCUGACCGGGGAUGGCACGGGGAAUCAUAAUGUUGGUGCUGUUAACGUCGUCAAGGACAUGCUAACGUACGCCGGGGGCGUAGAGUUCCAUCAACAGCAGCAGCAGCCGUACGAUCAGCCCCUGCGUGGUCAUAAUAAUUCGCUGCUGCUGAAGCCCCAAGGUUUUGGGUUCGCUGAGACCACUGCUGCUGCCUCGGAAACGUGGGGAGACUGUUGACUGCGUUGAGCCUCAAGUUUGACCGUGAGGGUAAAAGAGUAAUAUGGAGUUUUUUGAAAUGACAAAAAGACCCUUGCGUCCCAUGACCCUCCUCCAAACUCCAGACAUAAAUAUGGCAAAAAAUGGGUGAAAUUAAACUCUUUUUGGAUUGUGAUAGUUGUUUUUAUAUUUCGUACGUGAGUGAGUCUUUAGCUAUCGGUCACAAAAAAAAAUUUCCAUAUUUUACUAGCUAGCUUAAUUAUCUAUUAAUCUUUUUGUUUACAUUUUAUGAAGCAAUUUUCCUGAAAGGUCUUUACGUAUUUAGGAAAUCACAUAAGGAGUUUGACUGUGU
Prunus persica (peach) is the source of this 2945-nucleotide messenger RNA. Its product is annotated as protein indeterminate-domain 12. Gene Ontology annotation, molecular function: DNA-binding transcription factor activity. The transcript is spliced from 3 exons. Gene Ontology annotation, cellular component: nucleus. NCBI's taxonomy places the organism in Eukaryota, Viridiplantae, Streptophyta, Magnoliopsida, Rosales, Rosaceae. Bases 1232 to 2614 code for a protein of 460 amino acids. The record is from RefSeq and is a predicted model, not a curated record.